Paramecium octaurelia is the source of this 204-nucleotide messenger RNA. The record is from the annotation of a GenBank genome assembly. Lineage: Eukaryota; Ciliophora; Oligohymenophorea; Peniculida; Parameciidae.
AUGCAAAUUGAAGAAAAACAUUUUGCAACUAAAAACCCAAUUAUUUCAUAACAAGAUAUAAAAAUCAAGCUUAAAAAAGUAAUAGCAUUGUAAUUAAAUGAAUAAUUAAUUAUUGGUUAUUCAAUUUAAAAAAGUGAUUCUAAAUUGCAUUUUAAUUAAUUUCUUAAAUUUUUGGAAGUUAAAUAAAAUUAUUAACAGGUCUGA